AUUCCCCUACUCAUUAUCCAACCUUUCACUUUGUGAGCUCUUGAACAACUCAUUAAUCUACUAGUAAUAUCUUGCUGAUUCUAGAAGAACCUAUACCCGUCAUAUUAAUUUUCGGGCCUCGUCGCUCGCGCGCAAGCACCCCAAACGGCCUACAAACAAAAUCUCUCCCUCACAAAACUAAACAAAAACCCACUUCUCCGAUACACGCAUAACCCCGAUACCCAGCCCCCAAGCUCCCACAGCAACACCAACCCCAAGAUGUCUCUCCCAACAAUAGAAACCCAAUUCCGGGUCUCCAGCGACGCCGCGCAGAGCUUCGUAGACACCUACUACGAAGCACGCACACGCCGACGUCCCCUGACCAACUUCUACGCCUCGACCUCCGCGCGUCUCACCAACGCCUCCGUCAAACCCGACAUCAGCAUAAACGGGCUCCCGGUGCCGGAUGUCGCCGCGUACGAGGUGCUGCUCGAGAACCAGGGCGGGCCCGUGGUCUACGAGAUCUCGUCGUUCGACGCGCUGCCUGUGACCCCGCAUUAUAGGCUCGGCGAGCCGGAGGCUGCGGGCGCGGAGUAUAGUGCCCGUGACGCUACGGCGGGUGUGAGGAAUGGGGAUCGUAUGAGCUUUAUGAUUCAGGUAAGCGGUAUCAUCCGCUAUACCCACGAACACACGGCCCCGGCCACGGCGGCGGGGGGCCCGGGGGAAGCCAAGAGCACACCUCCGGCUCUGGGUGAAGCGGCUAGCGCUACGGCCAACACGCCCUUUGCCGUUGGCAGCACGCCGAAACCGGCUGAGGAAGCUGAGCUGCCGGAGCAGGCCUUCAAUGAGGCGUUUAUAUUGGUGCCGCAUUGGGAGGCCUGGGGACGCAACCCGCCGCGGAAUUUGCGGAAGUGGGUUAUUGUUAGUCAGAACUUUCGUACGCUAUGAUGGGGUAUGAAGUGAGUUUUAUGGGAUGGGGUGGAGAGGGGGGUUGGAGGAAUGAUGACCCUUGAACUCGCCAUAAGGUAUUCGACAUCUUAACUCAUGAAGUAAUGGGUUGAAGCAUGAGACGUAGGAUCACUUCGAACAAGGCCGUCUAUUGUAAGAUCCGAAUACUUCUCACAUAGCUAAGGCUACAUUUAUCCCAGUCAAAGAACAAGACUUGUGGACAGGGAAAUAUACAUUCUGAACAAUCAAAAAUAACUGUAUUGCCUUGAAACUGGAU
Messenger RNA from Annulohypoxylon maeteangense, 1204 nucleotides. RefSeq lists its product as uncharacterized. The transcript has 2 exons. NCBI's taxonomy places the organism in Eukaryota, Fungi, Ascomycota, Sordariomycetes, Xylariales, Hypoxylaceae. The coding region runs from base 259 to 927 and encodes 222 amino acids. The record is from RefSeq and is a predicted model, not a curated record.